Messenger RNA from Cryptotermes secundus, 4247 nucleotides. RefSeq lists its product as uncharacterized. The transcript has 2 exons. Lineage: Eukaryota; Metazoa; Arthropoda; Insecta; Blattodea; Kalotermitidae. Bases 614 to 2593 code for a protein of 659 amino acids. The record is from RefSeq and is a predicted model, not a curated record.
UCACUAAGUGUCUUCACAACCCCCAUAAAGUGUGUCUAAGUCCAGGAUCCCAAAGGCCUUCCCCUUCGACCUGAGGCCCGUAAGCCCUGAGAAAGAAUCUAGCUCUACCCGUCUUUACCCACUAAUCCCACUGUCCAGGAGACAAGCGAUUCACCCUCACCUUUCAUCCAUCCUAAAGCCCCUGAGAAACUGCCUAUGAAUCGGACCCGUGAUCGCAGCCGGACUCCCGCAUCAUCAGUGACUGACAUCAGUAGUGGUGCAGGUCAAGUGAUUAGCGAAAGGUAAGACAAAUAACCUCGAACAGACCCCAAGAAACAAUUACAAAGUGGAGCCCGAAGUAAGGGCGAGUGAAAGAACAGUUACAACAUGGCGCAUCCAACGUAAAGGGCCUGAAGUCUCAGCGAAGAAGGGUCAAGCCAGGAGGAGCAGCUAACACCAACUACAAACACCGAAGGAAACGGAAGACCCCCCCCAACACAACCCCCACAACUCUACAACCCCGACAACAGCAACGCCAACGGCAACGAGACGAGGACAACCCGGACGGAGCCACAGCCUACUCAACAAACACAGCAACCGACAUCACGCACUUGCGAAGGUCAGUAAGAGCACAAUGUCUAACAAAGAGUUAAGAAACAGAACAAUAGGGACUGUAGGAGUGGAGAGUGAUUCCGCGGCCGGGGAGACCGAGUUCGAUUGGCCGUGCGGACAAUCAGAAACAUUCGGACAAGAGUGUGUAGUCGAUAAUGGUCCCACCCCGUCAAUUACAGCAAACCCCCUAGAAAUCAGAGCAGAGGACGGGAGUUCAAAUCCUGCAGUUAACCCUGACACCGCAGAAAAAACUGUAAUAAAAAGCAUAGCCAACGAAGUAAGUCAGCCUGUCACUCAGGCCAUGCUACAAAAUUUGUUUGCAGAAGUGCUCAAAGCUAUCUCAAGCAGUAGCGACAAACUGCAGGAGGGUGUUAGCGCACAAGUUAGUUCAUUACAACAGUCGCAGGAGAGUGUUAGCGCACAAGUUAGUUCAGUACAACAGUCACAGGAGAGUGUCAGCGCACAAGUUAGUUCAUUACGACAGUCACAGGAGAGCGUUUGUGCCCAAGUUAAUUCCUUGCAACAAAGUGUUGAGGAAAAGAUAUGCAAAUUGCAGGAGAGUGUCCGAGCUGAUUUUAAAGUAGAGCAUGACAGACUCAUACAACGUUUCGAAAGAGAGCAAGAAAGGGUCAGCAAAGAGUUCACAGACAAACUCCGAACCCAAAGCGAGAAACUCACCUCAAUGGUAGGGCAGCUCCGGUCUGAAACGGAAACUGAGCUAAUAGUAGCUAGACAAAAAUUUGCUGAACUAGAGGAGAAAGUUAGCUCACAAGCCACCCAAACGAAAAACAACACAAACACUCUCUCUGUGAAAUUGACGGAAGUCAGGAACGACUUCGAGAAAAGGGUUACCGACGAAAUAAAAAUGGUGAGAGACGAAGUCACUCUCCGUACUGAUGAAUUAAACAGAGAAAGGUCGCAGGAAGCAGAACAGGUACAAAACAGGAUAGACAGGAUAGACUCAACCAUAAACAAGAUACAAAACCAGCUAUCUUGCCAAGCUGACGCAACUAGAUCAAGUAGUAUACCUCAGAAUGAUGAGAAUUGUGAACCUGUUCCGCUACCCCAAGCCAACCGAGUACUUUCACCACACGCCACCACGUGUAGUGAUAGUACCGGACUGUGUUCAUGUAAACUGAGUUCAUGUGUAAUAUGCAUGCAUGAGGGUGAUAAUGUAAUGCGAGUGAAUGCCCCUGUACGCCAACAUGUCGCAAGCAAUCCAUUACCUAUUUCCGAUUUUUCGCUCCCUCAGUUUGACGAAGGUACCGGGAUCAACCCCGUGUACUACCUCAGACAGCUGGACGAAUUCAUGACAGUGAGAAACAUCCCCCAGGCUCACCAGCUGUCGAUAGCAUGUAAAUCCAUCACAGGUUGUUUAGGCAGACAAUGGAUCGAAGCAAUUCGCCAUAAUCUAGCGGAUUACGCAGCUUUCAGAACUAAUUUCUUGAACGCAUGGUGGUCUUCGGCCCAGCAGAGUUUAGUCAAAUGUAAGCUGUAUCAAUCUAAAUAUAGCCGCCAAUCCGGCCUGUCGCUUUCAGCGCACUUCCUGAAACAUGCCACUUCCGCGUUUUACCUUGACCCGAAGCCCACUGAAUCUGAAGUCAUACAUGCGAUAAUCCCUCAUUUCCCGAUAGCAAAGGCCCUUGACGUGUUGAAACGAAUAGAAAUCAUGGAGAACCAGGAAGGAUGCGACCAGUACGAUUUGCCCCCUCACCAAAAACAACCUGAUCCUGACCGAAGGAAUCAACCCCCCCGAGGCCACUAUUACCAACGGCACGACCAAAGGAACGUACGGAAUGUGCAGAUGAGCCCUUCCCGACGCAAUGACUACUACAGCGGCUCAUCUAGACAUCAGAACAAUAGACAUCAAUCAAGGAACAACUCACCCACUGGGAGUGCCGCGAGACAAACUCUAAAUCCCCACGCCCCUAAUUUCAACACCAACCCUGGGCGCAGAGAAGAAGGGCAUUCUAGUGCAAACACGGCCCGACCGUUAAACUAGAAAGGAGCGCCAUUACGGACCGGACAGCACUCCACGAUAAAACCAGUAAUUCAGAGGUCCCCACAAAAUUCACAGGUAGUAAUGAGUCAAGACGAGAGGAGAGAUACACAGAGAACAUGACGUCACAGCCCAUGAUUUUCUUUAUCAACGAAGAAGACCUGGUAAAGUGUCCCACCGUCAAAAUCUCUUUGAGCCCGGAAUUACAAUUAGACGCUAUACUGGAUUCAGGAUCCGAGGUAAACAUACUGCACGAACGAAUCCUAUCGGAAUUGACCAAGAGCGGAGUUCGAGUCCCGACUCUGCCUAUCCAAAAUGUUGUCUUAGUUACCGCCUUCGGAAGGCGCAGUAAUAAAAUCAAGCAGCAAGUCCUUUUAGAAUUUAGCAUCGGCGAAGACUUGUUCGAAGCGGUCUUCUUGAUCACCGCACAGCUGGCUGGUGCUGCCAUUAUCGGUUGCCCAAUCUUACGUGAACAUGGCCUCACGCUAGACUUCAGUAAAAGCGUGAUUAGAUACGCUAGGGACGGCGUGGUUAGAGAACUUGAAUUCAAGCAAGUGCCUGGAGUACAGGCAGGUGGGAACAGUGAAGGUAAACCUAAAGGCACCCCACUACCGUCAGCCAGAUUCAUGGGUCAACGAACCACUCGCACAGCUGACUGCACCGUGACCCACACCCUCCCAGCUGAUCCUGGUAAGCAAGCCCAGCCCGACCGCUCCAGCGAAGCGAGUACUCUCAGUCAAGUUAAUUUAUGCGCUGCGGGAACCCGAGUGGGUUCAAAAGGCCCUAGAAAGCCUGAAUGUGAAUUAGGUAAAAGUACCUCAAUUCAGGGCAUUGAGUGUGACCCUUUUAUAGAUAGUGAUAUUGAAUGCCAAGAAGGAUCAUUCCUUGACUUGUCUGGUGCCGGGAGCACAGACAACUUUAUUGAUGACGCAGCAAAUCAAGCCUAUGAGAGAGCACUGCAUUCGUACUGGAACUCCCCAUCCACCUCCCAAUCCUCCGAACCCAGGACCCCAGACUCGAGGUCACUGCAAAAAUCAGAUCUAGCUGACUUGAUUGAAUCAAAUGUUCGCCUUGACCGACCACAGAAAGACAAUUUAUAUGCGUUAUUAGUUAAUUAUCUAGAAUUCAUGACUGCGAGGCCCGGUAAAUGUAAGCUGUUUAGCUACAAGUUUCACGUGAACACCACUCAGCCUACUGUUGCUUAUUCCAGGCCAGUACCCUUCGCACUCCGACCGGCCAUUAGGGAACAAAUCGAUCAACUCAUUAAGGACGAUAUUUUGGAAGUUAGUGAUUCACCCUUCAUUAAUCCCCUCUCUGUGGUGCAUAAGGAAGGAAAAAAGAUUAGAAUCUGCGUAGACGCAAGAAAGAUCAACCAAUUCACCGAACCAGAUCGGGAAAGAGUGGCCCCGAUGCAUGAAUUAUUACAGCGAUUCAAUGGAGCUAGAUUCAUGACAUCACUAGACCUUACUUCUGCAUAUCUACAGGUACCUUUACAUGAAGAAUCGCGGAAAUAUACCGCAUUCCUCUUCGACUCUGCCUGUUACCAGUAUAAACGCGUGCCAUACGGAUUUCGAAACUCCUUGGCAGGGUUUGUCAGAGCAUUAAAAUUAGCGUUAGGCAAUGGCACCGAUGAAUAUACUGUGUUUUAUUGUGACGA